Phialemonium atrogriseum is the source of this 1766-nucleotide messenger RNA. Its product is annotated as cytochrome P450 55A2. Gene Ontology annotation, molecular function: oxidoreductase activity, acting on paired donors, with incorporation or reduction of molecular oxygen; monooxygenase activity; heme binding. The coding region runs from base 222 to 1520 and encodes 432 amino acids. The record is from RefSeq and is a predicted model, not a curated record. The transcript has 8 exons. NCBI's taxonomy places the organism in Eukaryota, Fungi, Ascomycota, Sordariomycetes, Cephalothecales, Cephalothecaceae.
CGACAGGAAAUGGUCAGCCCGCCCCUGGCGCAACGGUGCUGCAGAACCGUUCGAACAGCAUGUCAUGUCCCGUCCCCGAAGACCGAGAUGGAGAGUCUAGAUCUCAUGAUGAUAUAAGGCCAUCGACAAUGCAGUACCUAUAUGAAUCGCCAGAUCCGCUCAGGCACAGCAGAAAAAUAAUUAUAUAAAUAAAUAACGUUGAUCCCAUACUGACAGGCAACAUGCGACCAGUUCUGACCACCUCGCUCAACCCCUCAAUACUGCGCUGCCAGCCAGCCAGACUCUUCAGCAUCACCGCCGCCAGGAUGACCGUCGAUCCGCCCAGCUUCCCGUUCAAGCGGGCCUCCGGCAUGGAGCCGCCGGCCGAGUUUGCUCGACUCCGGGCUACCGACCCGGUGGCGAGGAUCAAGCUGUUCGACGGCAGCCUCGCCUGGCUCAUGACCAAGUACAAGGACGUCACCGCCGUGGCAACGGACACCAGGCUCUCCAAAGAACGAACCCGCCCAGGCUUCCCGGAACUGAAUGCGGGUGGCAAGCUGGCCGCCAAGGCCAAGCCGACUUUCGUUGAUAUGGAUGCUCCAGAUCAUAUGCGCCAGAGGAGCAUGGUAGAGAUGUUCUUCGUCCCCGAACACGUCAAGAAGUUGCAGCCAUAUAUCCAGAAGACGGUCGACGACCUCCUGGACGCCAUGAAGGCCAAGGGCUGCGCCAACGGACCGGUCGAUCUGGUCAAGGAAUUUGCACUCCCUGUCCCGUCCUAUAUCAUCUACACCAUCCUGGGCGUCCCCUUCAACGACCUGGAAUUCCUCACCCAGCAGAACUCCAUCCGCACAAACGGCAGCGCGACAGCGCGAGAGGCGUCCUCUGCGAGCACGGAGCUGCUCAAGUAUCUCGCGGACCUCGUGGAAAAGCGGUCCAAGCAGCCGACGGACGACCUCAUCAGCAAGCUGGUCGUCGAGCAGGUCAAGCCCGGACACAUCCAGAAGGACGACGCGGUGCAGAUUGCGUUCCUGCUCCUCGUCGCUGGGAACGCCACCAUGGUGAACAUGAUUGCCCUGGGUGUAGUGACGCUGUUCCAGCACCCAGCCCAGCUGGCCGAGCUGAAGGCCAACCCGUCGCUCGCCCCUGCAUUCGUGGAGGAGCUCUGCCGGUACCACACCGCGUCGGCCAUGGCCAUGAAGCGGACGGCCAAGGUUGAUGUCGAGAUAGGCGGGAAGCACAUCAAGGCCGGCGAGGGCAUCAUCGCGUCCAACCAGUCAGCCAACCGGGACGAGGACGUGUUCGUUGACCCAGAUACCUUCGACAUGCACCGCAAGUGGCCGGCCAAGAACGACCCGCUCGGCUACGGCUUCGGGCCGCACCGCUGCAUCGCCGAGCACCUCGCCAAGGCGGAGCUGAUCACCGUGUUUUCCACGCUGUUCAAGAAGGUGCCUGAUCUGCGGCUCGCGGUGCCGGUCGAGAAGGUCAACUUCACGCCGCUGGAUCGGGAUGUCGGCGUUGUGGACCUGCCGGUGACGUUCUAGGGGUCUUCCGGGUGUACAUAUUGGGAUUUGUUGCACGGGGGAUUUGUUUCACGGUGGGCAAUGUGGAUUGAUAAUCGAAAAAGGGUAGCAGAGGCCGUCUCUGUCGUCUGGGAAUAACGGAAGAACCAUCUCCUAUCAGUAUUUAGUUGCAAGCAAAUGCCCACUCCAAGACCGAGUUCCUGUGGCACAAGUAAGUGAGAGAGAUAGCGUAAAAAAAGGUCAAAAGCGCCUGGCUCGAAGAGGUCC